GUCAACCAAGGCCAGAUUGAAUAAUCCCAACGCUUCUCCUUCCCAAUCCCUACAAUAAGUUAGCAAAAGGUGGAAAAUGUUAAACGGAGAAACACCAUUGCCGCAGAAUGGACACCGGAGAAACUACAUGGCUGCUAUCACUGGUGAGGCAGAAGCAGAAGCAGAAGCAGAAGCACCACGGGUGGUAUUUGUUCAUGGCAGCCCACCGUUUGGGCUCCCUUUCAAGGACCGGUUACUGAGUCGGUUCCAACUCAUCCACAUGUCUGAGUUACCUGAAUCCUCCCACGUCAAGGUCAUGCUCUGCAUGGAUCACACUCCGGUCACCUCCCAGACUAUAUAUAAACUCCCUUCACUUGAGUGCAUCGUGGCAUCAAGCGCCGGCGUUGACCACAUUGACCUCACGACUUGCCGCCUCCGUGGGAUUGCGGUCGCCAACGGCAGUCAGGCUUUCUCUGAGGACGUGGCUGAUUACGCCGUCGCCCUCUUGAUGGAUGUCCUCAGAAAGAUUUCGGCCGGCGAUAGGUAUCUGCGCUCCGGUUUGUGGUCCACGAAGGGAGAUUAUCCGCUUGGUUGGAAGCUAGGGGGAAAGCGAGUUGGAAUUGUGGGACUGGGGAACAUUGGCUCUGAAGUUGCCAAAAGGCUCGUGGCCUUUGGCUGCGCCAUUGCCUACAACUCCAGGAAGAAAAGGUCAUCUGUUUCAUUCCCAUACUAUGCAGAUGUGUGCGACCUCGCGGCUAACAGCGACAUUCUCGUUAUUUGUUGUGCAUUGACAAGUGAAACCCACCACAUAAUCAACAAGGAUGUGAUGGCAGCACUGGGGAAGGAAGGAGUCAUCAUCAACGUUGGCCGUGGAUCUCUCAUUAAUCAGAAGGAACUGGUGCAGUUUCUGGUGGAAGGUCAGAUUAGAGGUGCGGGGCUUGAUGUGUUUGAGAAUGAACCCAUUGUGCCUAUAGAACUACUUGAGUUGGAUAAUGUUGUGUUGUCUCCACAUAAUGCUGUUGUGACACCAGAAGCCUUUGAAGCUCUGCAAGAGUUGGCCAUAGCCAACUUGGAGGCCUUCUUCUCAAACAAACCUCUGCUAUCACCUAUCUAGCAUGUAUGAUACUUGGUAUUCAUUGACCCAUCAGAUUAUUUUACUCAUUCUAAUCCAAGUUUUCACAUGUAGAAUUCACAAUCAAUCGCCUUGAACCUUCAGGCAUUCACAUAAUUAGGGUCUUCUUGGUUUCCAGGA
Molecule: messenger RNA, 1231 nt
Organism: Vitis riparia (riverbank grape)
Lineage: Eukaryota; Viridiplantae; Streptophyta; Magnoliopsida; Vitales; Vitaceae
Product: glyoxylate/hydroxypyruvate reductase HPR3-like
Exons: 2
Coding region: 77-1093 (338 amino acids)
Cellular component (GO): cytosol
Molecular function (GO): NAD binding; hydroxypyruvate reductase [NAD(P)H] activity; glyoxylate reductase (NADPH) activity
Source: RefSeq, a predicted model, not a curated record